CUCCGUCCAUCUCCAGCGCCCGCAUCCUGCUGCUGCAGCGCCCCGAGCUCGCCCAGCCCAGGUCUCAAUGAUUCUGCAUGAAAGCUGAGGUAAACCAUGGCAGGUCUGGCUUGGAUGCCUUUUGAAUUCAUCUUACCCUUUCAUGUAAAUGACACACUGUGAAUUGGAAUGAUGCUGAAAAACAUUUGGCUUCUUCUUUGUGCGGAAGACUAAAGUGAGAUUGAUGUGGUCUUAACCAUUGAAGGAGAUCACUAGAAUCUAGCUGCAGUGAUGAGUUCAGAGGAGAAAGGUAUAUCUCCUGCUCACAAAACCUCUACACCAUCUCAUAAAAGUGCCUCUUCUUCAUCCUCUUCCCAGAGGGACAGUAGGCAGAGUGGCCAUGUGUUAGAGCGGAAUAUUUCUUCUGGAAGCACAGAUCUGGUAAUUGGCAAGCAGUUGCUAGAAAAUGAACCAGUCAGUAUAUCUAAAGAGCCAGACAGCUGGGAAAUUAUAGAAGGCCUGAAAAUUGGUCAGACUAAUGUCCAGAAGCCAGACAAACAUGAAGGAUUCAUGCUGAAGAAAAGGAAAUGGCCUUUAAAAGGCUGGCACAAGCGCUUUUUCGUCCUGGAUAAUGGAAUGUUGAAAUAUUCAAAGUCACCAAUUGAUACUCAGAAAGGGAAGGUCCAUGGGAGCAUAGAUGUUGGUUUAUCAGUUAUGUCAAUUAAAAAGAAAGCUCGUAGGAUAGACCUUGACACUGAAGAGCACAUCUACCAUUUGAAAGUGAAAUCCCAGGAUGCAUUUGAUGCUUGGGUGUCAAAGCUGCGGCACCACAGAUUAUACCGUCAGAACGAGAUUGUACGAUCACCACGAGAUGCCAGCUUCCACAUAUUCCCUUCAACUUCAACCACCGAAUCCUCUCCUGCUGCUAAUGUUGCUGUGCUGGAGGCUAAGGUCUCACAGAAUAACUUCCCAUGGCAACCAUCUAUCCCCUGCAGUAACAGCCUACCCUCAACAUGCACCACUGGCCAAAGUAAAGUAGUUGCUUGGUUGCAGGACUCUGAGGAGAUGGACAGGUGUGCAGAAGAUCUUGCACACUGUCAGUCAAACCUUGUGGAACUGAGUAAAAUUCUUCAAAAUUUAGAAAUACUUCAGAGAACCCAGUCAGCUCCAAACUUCACUGAUAUGCAGGCUAACUGUGUAGAUAAGAAAGACAAGCGUGUCACAAGAAGAUGGAGAACAAAAAGUGUCAGCAAAGAUGCUAAAAUACAGCUUCAGGAAGGGACAGCGCUGAAAGGCCAAUUCAGUACUGCACGGCGCCGGCAGAGACUAGCAGCAGCAGUGGCUACAACAGUUCCUUUCAGUACUACAAUGUCUCCUGUUCGCCUACAUUCAUCCAAUCCUAACCUCUGUGCAGACAUCGAUUUUCAGGCUCCUCCAAGUCAUGUAUCUGACUCCCUGGACAACUCCACAGACUACAUAAAACUCCAGGAAGAGUUUUGCCUCAUGGCCCAGAAAGUGCAUUCUCUUCUGAAGUCUGCCUUCAACAGCAUAGCGAUAGAGAAAGAAAAGCUUAAGAAGAUGGUUUCAGAGCAUGAUUUCGCAGGACCUGCGACACAGAUAACACGUCUUCGACAAUCACUUUCUCAGGCUCUCAACCAGAAUGCUGAACUAAGGAGUCGCUUGAACAGAAUACAUACAGAGGCUGUUAUUUGUGAUCAGGUUGUCAGUGUAAAUAUUAUCCCUAGCCCUGAUGAGACGGGUGAAAAGAUCCAUGUCAAUCUCCCACUCUCCCAGCAAGUUUCUAAUGAGAGCAGGCUCUCCAUGUCUGAAUCGGUCUCUGAGUUCUUUGACGCACAAGAGGUGCUUCUGUCUGCAAGCUCAUCAGAAAAUGAGGCUUCUGAUGAUGAAUCAUACAUCAGUGAUGUGAGUGACAACAUAUCUGAGGACAACACCAGUGUCGCAGACAAUAUUUCUCGGCAAAUACUUAAUGGUGAACUAACAGGAGGUGCUUUCAGAAAUGGGCGAAGGACGUGUCUCCCAACCCCCUGUCCUGAUACUAGUAAUAUCAACCUAUGGAACAUUUUGAGAAAUAACAUUGGGAAGGAUCUCUCCAAGGUAUCCAUGCCGGUAGAGCUAAAUGAGCCUCUGAAUACUUUGCAGCACCUUUGUGAAGAACUAGAAUAUAGUGAACUCUUGGACAAGGCUGCUGAAUCUGAUGACCCCUACGAACGCAUGGUCCUUAUCGCUGCUUUUGCAACUUCAGGAUAUGCCUCCACUUAUUAUAGAGCUGGAAGCAAGCCCUUUAACCCUGUGCUUGGCGAGACUUUUGAAUCGAUUAGGGAAGACAAAGGAUUUCGAUUUUUCUCAGAGCAGGUUAGCCACCACCCACCCAUUUCUGCCUGUCACUGUGAAUCAAAGAAUUUUGUGUUUUGGCAAGAUAUCCGGUGGAAAAACAAAUUCUGGGGGAAAUCAAUGGAAAUACUGCCAAUUGGAACACUGAAUGUAACGAUUCCAAAAUAUGGUGAUUGCUACGUAUGGAACAAAGUCACUACUUGCAUACACAAUAUCCUUAGUGGAAGGAGAUGGAUAGAACAUUAUGGAGAAAUAACCAUCAGGAACACAAAAAGCAGUGUCUGUAUUUGUAAACUCACAUUUCUCAAGGUGAAUUACUGGAAUUCUAAUGUGAAUGAAGUUCAAGGCAUUGUCAUGGACCAAGAAGGGAAAGUGGUGCAUCGCCUCUUUGGAAAGUGGCAUGAAGGACUAUACUGUGGGGUUGGGCCUUCAGCAAAAUGUAUAUGGAGGCCAGGCUCCAUGCCAACCAACUAUGAACGUUAUUAUGGCUUUACAAGGUUUGCUAUUGAGCUGAAUGAAUUAGACCCUGCGUUGAAAGACCUUCUUCCAGUGACAGAUGCACGAUUCCGGCCAGAUCAAAGGCUUUUAGAAGAAGGGGAUUUAGAAGCAGCAGCAUCAGAAAAGCAAAGAAUAGAAGAACUCCAGAGGAAUCGGAGACGCUACUUAGAAGAAAACAAUAUGGAACACGUACCAAAAUUUUUUAAAAAAGUUAUCGAUGCCAAUCAAAGAGAAGCUUGGGUUUCUAAUGAUUCAUAUUGGGAACUCCGAAAGGAUCCUGGCUUUAGUAAAGUAGAAACCCUCAAACUCUGAUUGGAAAAUUGAGCUCUUCUGUACCCUGAGCCUCUUCCCUCUCCUGCAAGCUUCAGGAAAAUCUCCAGAAGACAGUCUGACUGUAUGAUUUGCUUCCUUGUUAAAAUGCUGCUUUUUCACUGGAAGUCACUACAUUAAGUCCAUCAUGUUCCCUCACUGAUCUCUGUUACAUGCCCCUGUUCCUCAGUAGACUUCUCCCCUCCAUUUCUUCCAUUAUGCACCCCAAAGUUGGCAAUAACCACAUGUCAGUGACAAGUUUUUGGAGGCACUCCAGCAGAUUCAGGGGCAAAGAGCAAGGUGGGGGCUUUCUAGAUUAUGGGAAAGGCCUAGAAGGCCUGUCAAGGUGCUUCUAGUAGAGGGCUUUUUAGGUGUUCUGUAACAGCUUUCCAACAGAAAAAAUAAAACCAGGAUGUCGGGCACUCAAUGUAGUAAACAGACUUUCUGUGGGGUUCUCAAGUCUUUACAGGUUGAUUUUAUAGCUUUAAAAAGCGUUUGCAAAUAGUGGCUGUGGAUACAAAAAGAGGUACUUUUGAAUUACAUUUUACAAUACAUAUGUGUGGUGAGUGAACAAAGAUGACAUUUUGGCUACCAGUACACACUUCUGAGGUCCAUAAAUUUCCUAUCAGCCAUCAUUGUGUUUCUAAGAAUGGUAGCAAAUGGGGAAUAAUUUCUUUCCGUGGCGUGUAAGAAGCAGUUUUAUUAACUAUUAACAGUGCAAUACUAUGCCCAGCUACUUGGAAGGAAAUCCUGUUAAGUUCAGUGGAACUGAUUCCCAAAUGCACAUCGGAUUGCACCCUAAAAAGAACAGGUGCUUCCCUAUUUACUUCAGUGGAAAAUGAAUUGUACUCCCAAUUCUUUGUUCAGUGAGUUCUGUUCCCCUCAAAUUAAGCACUGAAAUGCUUCCCUGUAACCUUUCAUUGUUUUGUUUUGCUGCUUAUCCUAUCUACCAGGAAAUGUCUGUAAAGAAAGGUAUAACUAGUUGAGUUUAAUUUAUGUUUAUUCUAAUAGAACAAGGCAACAUUAUCAAACUAUGUGCUACAUUUUGUGCAGUAUUUUGUUAAAUUCUAACAGAAAAUUGGUAGCUGAAGAAUCAUGAUGGAAAUGGAAUUGUAUUUUAAAAAUAGCCAUGAGCACAAUCCAGUAAAUGUUCAUUUGAAGUUUGACAAAUGUUGAAAGCAGUGGAAUGGGACAUUGAUCAUGCCUAACAAAUUCCAUAAACUCACAAUUUACUAGAUUGUGUCCUGUGGUCCUAAUUGAAAGAAGUGGUAUUCAGGGUGUAAGAGAAUACAUGUGAACUUUUAAGUAUCGUUUAGGCCGCAAUUUUACUCAUACUUCUAUGGGAGUAAAGCCCCACUGAAUACAGCGGUCCUUACAUUUGAGUAAGCACGCGUAGGAAUGCACGGUUAAUCUGCUUGUUUGCACUGCCCAAAAAACAUGACAGUUUACUUAGAAAAGUGUCUUCCCCUGACAGUGGGAACUGUCGUAGCAGUGAAGAAAAUGUGUUGUUCCAGAGACUCAUGGUUCUUUUCAACAUGUAUGUAUCACUUAAUUGGAUUGCGUGUUAUGUUGUGCUACCAAAAUGCAGGAGAACUAUGCCUCUUCAAAUGAAUGUUGUACAGAGGAAUGUUCCAUUUGUAAGAAAACAGGCCUCAAUAAA
Elgaria multicarinata webbii is the source of this 4798-nucleotide messenger RNA. It is a transcript of the gene OSBPL6, whose product is annotated as oxysterol binding protein like 6. Gene Ontology annotation, molecular function: cholesterol binding. NCBI's taxonomy places the organism in Eukaryota, Metazoa, Chordata, Lepidosauria, Squamata, Anguidae. The record is from RefSeq and is a predicted model, not a curated record. Bases 271 to 3141 code for a protein of 956 amino acids. The transcript is spliced from 27 exons. Gene Ontology annotation, cellular component: membrane; cytosol; intracellular membrane-bounded organelle.